Molecule: messenger RNA, 2556 nt
Organism: Microdochium trichocladiopsis
Lineage: Eukaryota; Fungi; Ascomycota; Sordariomycetes; Xylariales; Microdochiaceae
Product: fungal-specific transcription factor domain-containing protein
Exons: 4
Coding region: 389-2266 (625 amino acids)
Source: RefSeq, a predicted model, not a curated record
ACUUCGCAUCGCUUUUUAAGUAUAUGAGGCUCCCGCUGUGCCUUGGCCGGAACAUAUCGUCGGAUGAGGAGGGCUUGUCGCAGUUACAAACGCAGCAAAGCCUUCGGGUUACCACCUCGCUCCUGGCUACUUGGCACCACAAGCAACGCGGGCCUACAGAGGGGACGAGACCCUCACUGCCCGUCCUGUCCUCCCCCAGGCUCCCGGGGCCUGGCUGAUGCACCACCACCAGGGAGCCCACGCUCAGAGGGUCUCCCGCCUGUGCUUCCAUGGGUCCCUUUCAGAUUAUGUCGCCCAGUGGUGCCUUGCGUGCUAGGACUAUGUUUCCCAGUCCUCAAGGCCGCCUUUCCCACAGAGACAUGCAAUCCCCGUUCAAGCGCGACUCGAGAUGGUCACAGCCCCGUCCUUGAAGUGCCGCAUCCAUCGUUUUGGGGGCCCGGACUCUGAUCCGCUUGCACUGUCAGGCACCGGCGCGCCGCAAUGUGCCGAUUGUUCAGCUGCUGAGCGGGCGGGACGAACCCGAGAUGGUGGGCCGGUCCGAGCGACAGGCAUCGGUAUGGAUUCACCAGGAUCUCGGAGCUGGCACGGCGCGCUGCCCCGACACGGCCACCAGGCAAGCGGCGCCCGCCCGUGGCGGCGAGAUACGCUUCCCGUCAACCGUCGUGGGAAGUCCCGAGCUGAUGGCUCCGCCCUGGGAGGCAUCUCGUACAGGCACCUCAGCUCGGUUCAUGUACCCGCAAACGCACGACAACUCCAUCCUCCGCGAGAACCCUCUCAUCCCUUGUAUGAUGAGGCACAGCUCAUCUUUGAUGGCAUCCACUACUAUAAUGAGAUGGUCAGCAGCACCCUCUUGUCCAUCGGGGCACAUUUCAAUCCAUAUCGGGUCGAUCUGGCUCGCAUAGACAGUAUACCUCGCAUCUACAUCAACAUGCUAGUCACAGCGGCCACCUUACACCGCGCCAUGCAGGAUGAGGCCAACGACCAACACGAGACACAGAGGUCAGCUAUAACACGCAGCAGGGAGCAAGACAUCUUCCUCUUCCGCAUCAGGGCACUCCGGGAGGUGAAUCAAAGGCUCAGCAUGCGGGAAACCCAGACGACUGACUCGACACUCAUGUGUGUCUUGUGCCUCUUGUUAUGCGCCAUACAACAAUCUGCUCUCGGCGACUGGAGGGCACACCUCGAGGGUGCUCGGACCAUCAUCAAAAUGCGUGGAGGUCUCAAGCAGAUCGCCGCCGAGAACCACUACUUCAGGCCUCUCCUUGUAAUCUACGUGGUCAUUGACGUUUCUUCGGCAACGACGACAUCGACCAGGCAUCCGAAAAUGUCUGAAGCGGCAUCCAUGGCCCUGCACUAUUGGGAAGCAGCACCAAACAUGUUUCAGGCGAACCUGGCGAUCAGCGCUCCCUGCCCCGAAGAGCUGUUCCAGUCCAUCAUACUCAUCAAUUACCUGCGCACCACGGUCUGUCGUCCAUCGAUGAGGUCAAGACGCCAAGGAGGCACUCGCAUGGUGUUGGAAAAGGUGCGGUCGUUCAACAUCCCGAAGUGGGCGGCGAGAAUGAAGAAGUUCAAAGGGUGGAGGCGAAGUGGAGAUUCGGUCGACUUUGAAGAUGAGAGCACUCCGCCGAGGACGCUGUCUUCUUCGUCGGACUCGUCCUCGGCUCAGAAUAGCCCUGGAGAAGACCACGCCAUGUCAACCUCCCAGACAGGCUCGCCGGAUACGACCUCGACGUCGCCACGGCAGCCAGCACCGGAUAUCUGGCUGGAUGUCGCAGUCAUGUGGCACUCUGCCGUACUGCUCUACGCAACGAGGACAUUACUGCUGGAUGUCGACGAGCCCAAGGACUUUCUCAUUGACAAUGGCGCUUACACGAGCCCCUGGACGUCUACGACGGCAGCUCAACUGUUGCAGGAGAUACUUGAUCUGCGGCGGGCCACGCACGAGGUGCUUCUCGAGACGCUGACUCCAGCAUUCAGCGACCCAGAGACUGCCCGUGAGGUCGGCAAGCUGGUUUUCUUUCCAGCAUUCACGUGCGGCAUGGAGAUCAGCGGGCAUGUCGCUGAAUCCGAGGCCGAGGCUACGCUGGCACGGCAGGAGCUGGUGUCGAAUGGACUGGAGCUUAUCGGGCAGGCGUGCGGGACGAUGGCGCCGAUAUCUGCUGCGGAGGAGGUCCGGAUCAAGUGGGCACUUGAGGCUCAGGAGCAGCGAACAAUACGGUGGGACGACUAUUUCACAGCACGGCCAGACUUCACUUUUGGAUUUUAGGCUUCUAGGCCACUCGGGGGGUUAUGUAUGCCGGCGAUACCUCGAUUGGAGGCAGGGGACGUGCAAACAAGGGAGAUGGAAUGGCACAGGGACGGGCACGGGCACGGGCACGUCCACGAGCUCAAGGUCACGAGGGCAAGUCACAACUCUCAGGCGCAGCUUGGGAUGUCCUGGACGGAAGCAGCUCGAAAACGAUGCUCAUUCUGAUAGUAUGCUGCCUUUGGCUGCCAAUGUAGACACAAGCUCGUACGUCCAUGACACGAUGCUCUUGGCCGAGAGGAGACAGGCGC